GGUCAUGAGAAAAAAGCUAAGAUGGCGUCUCGUCAAGAAAGAUAGGAUGGCCUGAAGAGAGUAAUGAUGUUGGUCGGAAAAUGAUUGGUAACGACAUAAUUGAUAAAGUUUGAGACUCUCGCUUACUGUUAAACGAACCUCUGCCGUUCAGGUUGUGAACCUGUGUGUUCGACAGAAGGGAUUAUAUGGAGAACUGAGCCUGAAAAACGGUCAACUUUGCUAGCAGCGAUAGCUAGCCAACUGGACCGAACACAGCUGGCCAACGUUAGCUAACCACCAGUCAUCACAACAACAGAGGAAGGAGAGCGGCCACCAGCCCCAUCAUACCCCGGGACAUCGAGGUGUCUUUGGGGCAAUGGAAGGGGAAGAGUUCGUACCCCCUCCGGAGUGUCCAGUAUUUGAGCCAUCAUGGGAGGAGUUUCAGGAUCCCCUGGGCUACAUCGCCAAGAUACGUCCAAUUGCAGAGAAGUCUGGAAUCUGCAAGAUUCGACCUCCGCCAGAUUGGCAACCUCCGUUUUCAGUGGAGCUGGAUAGCUUCCGCUUCACACCCCGCAUCCAGAGGCUUAAUGAGUUGGAGGCAGAGACUAGAGUGAAGCUUAAUUAUUUGGACCGCAUCGCCAGGUUUUGGGAGAUCCAGGCAUCCUCCUUGAAAAUCCCACACAUUGAAAGGCGUAUCCUUGAUCUUUUCAGCCUGUCAAAGAUCGUGACAGAUGAAGGAGGUUUUGAGAUGGUCUGUAAGGAACGACGCUGGGCUCGUGUGGCUCAAAGGCUUGGCUACCCUCCAGGCAAGAACAUUGGUUCUCUGCUGCGUUCGCACUACGAGAGGAUCGUCUACCCCUUUGAAAUGUUCCAGUCUGGUGCCAGCUUGCCGCAUUGCAAGCCAAAACACUAUGAUGGUGAGGAUGUGGAUAAGGAGUACAAGCCCCACUCCAUCCCCCUGCGACAGUCUGUGCAGCCAUCCAAAAUAAGCAGUUAUGGACGCAGAGCAAACCGCUGUCAGCCUGAUCCUGAACCCACAGAGGAAGAUAUAGAGAAGAACCCAGAACUGAAGAAGCUACAGAUAUAUGGCGCAGGACCUAAGAUGAUGGGACUUGGACUGGUGGCAAGGGACAAAGGCAUCAGGAAGAAAGAUGAGCUGCCUCAAACAGUUACAGUCAAGGAGAGUGUGUCUCCUGCUUCUGUUGAUACCUCAGUUAAAGCAGAGGCACUGGAGCCUCAAGAGAAGCGGAGCGACGAGAGUACAUCUAGCCCCCAGCCGCCUCCCUCUAGCAUCACAGUUAAGACAGAAGUGAAGAAGGAAGAACCAGAGGAAGAGGAUGGGAAAGAGAAGGAUCAGAAUGAAGAUGAUACAGAUGGACCUUGUACCAAAAUGACCAUGAGGCUUAGACGCAACAUCAGCAACCCGCAGUGUGUGGAUUCUUUUGUGUGUCGGAUGUGUGGUCGGGGAGAUGAUGACGAGAAACUUUUGCUGUGUGAUGGCUGCGAUGAUAACUACCACACCUACUGUCUACUACCGCCUCUCUCUGAUGCUCCCAAAGGCAACUGGCGAUGCCCUAAAUGUGUGGCAGAGGAGUGCAAGAAACCUGCAGAAGCAUUUGGCUUUGAACAGGCUACACGAGAGUAUAAUCUGCAGAGUUUUGGUGAAAUGGCGGAUUCCUUUAAAGCAGAUUACUUCAAUAUGCCUGUCCAUAUGGUUCCCACUGAGCUUGUGGAGAGAGAGUUCUGGAGGUUAGUCAGCAGUAUUGAGGAAGACGUGACCGUUGAGUAUGGAGCGGACAUACACUCCAAAGAGUUUGGCAGCGGCUUUCCAAUGAACAAUGGCAAAAGGAAGCUCACAAAGGAAGAGGAGGAAUAUGCCCGCUGUGGGUGGAACUUGAAUGUGAUGCCUGUGCUGGAGCAGUCACUCCUGUGCCAUAUUAAUGGAGACAUCUCUGGGAUGAAGGUGCCCUGGCUUUAUGUAGGCAUGGUGUUCUCAGCUUUCUGCUGGCACAUUGAGGAUCACUGGAGCUACUCCAUCAACUACUUGCACUGGGGUGAACCCAAGACUUGGUAUGGGGUUCCUUCUGUGGCAGCUGAGAGACUUGAGGAAGUGAUGAAGAAGCUGACGCCAGAGCUGUUUGAAUUUCAACCUGAUCUCCUGCACCAGCUGGUGACCAUCAUGAACCCCAAUAUCCUCAUGUCUCAUGGUGUACCGGUGGUACGUACCAACCAGUGUGCUGGUGAGUUCGUCAUAACCUUCCCCCGAGCCUACCACAGUGGCUUCAAUCAGGGAUAUAACUUUGCUGAAGCUGUAAAUUUCUGCACUGCCGACUGGCUGCCUGCUGGCCGUUCCUGUAUAGAUCACUACAGGCGUCUAAGGAGGUAUUGUGUAUUCUCCCAUGAGGAGCUCACCUGUAAAAUGGCUACCUGCCCAGAGAAACUAGACCUCAACCUGGCUGCAGCCACACACCGGGAAAUGUUUAUUAUUGUUCAGGAGGAGAGGAAGCUGCGGAAAAGUCUGAUGGAAAGGGGCAUUACUGAAGCAGAGCGUGAGGCAUUUGAGCUGCUGCCUGAUGAUGAGAGACAGUGUGAUAAAUGUAAGACCACAUGCUUCCUUUCUGCUCUGGCCUGUUCAAACUGUCCCGAGAGUCUGGUGUGUCUCUACCACACUCAGGAUCUGUGCAACUGCCCCACUGAUAAACUCUACCUCAGGUACAGAUACACCCUGGAUGAGUUGUUAGCCAUGUUACACCGGUUAAAAGUUCGGUCCGAGUCCUUUGAUUCGUGGGCCAACAGAGUAAAAGAGGCGCUUGAGCAGGAAGAAGGAAACAAGAUAGGAAUUAAUGAUCUGGAAAUGCUGAAGACGGAAGCUGUGGAAAAAAAGUUUCCCGACAACGAACUUCUGCGGAAACUCAACACUGUCCUUAAAGACGUAGAACGCUGCCAACAGACCAGCACUGAGCUCCUCACUAACUCAAAGACCAGUGAAAGUAAGAUGACUUUGGCCGAGCUGACAUCCUUGGUAGAGACGAUGCAGAACCUGCCCUGUGUGAUGAACCCGUUAAAGGAGGUGCAGGUGGUCCUGCAGACGGUGGAAGAUUUCCAGGGCCGGGCUCAAGUACUGGUCAAUGACAAGGACUGGAGGAGGGAUUCUCCAUCUCCUGAGCAGUUACAGACUUUGUUGGAGCAGGGGGCCAAGCUGCCUGUUGUGGUGCCGGAAUGUAAUUUACUCCAGGGCCUAAAGGAGCAGGGCCAUUGGUUGGCAGAGGUGAGGCGCACUCUGGGCACAGAAGGAGGUGAGAGGCAGGAGGUGACAUUGGAUGUGCUGAGGAACCUGAUGGAAGCAGGCUGCAACGUACCCCAGAGUGUGUCUGUGGAGACGGCCAUGGCAGAGCUCCAGGAGCUGCUCACAAUUGCAGAACGUUGGGAAGAGAAGGCGCAGAUCUGCCUUGAACAAAGGCAAAAACACCCUCUCUCUACCCUGGAGGCAAUAGUAAAUGAGGCACAGCUUAUUCCAGUCAAGCUACCUAACAUUCUGGCUCUACAGGGCUGUCUUGCGCGAGCACGGGCCUGGGUAACAGAUCUAGAGGAAAUCCAGAAUGGGGAGCAUUACCCAUGCCUGGACGACCUAGAGGGCCUGGUGGCUAUUGGACGGGACUUGCCAGUCUUCAUGGAGGAGCUAAGACAGCUGGAACUUCAGGUAGCCAGCGCUCACUCCUGGAGGGACAAGGCCAGCAAGACUUUCCUGAAGAAGAGCAGUCCACACAGUCUGCUAGAGGUAUUAUGUCCGUGUGCAAAAAGGAGAGAGAGGCGAGAUGAGAUGCAGAUGUUGGAUGAGCCUUUAGAUGACUCUGAUAACAACACUCUGGGCCUCUCUGCUCAGGACCUGAGGGACCCUGCAGCUAUUGUAAUGGCAUUCAAAGAAGGGGAGCACCAGGAGAAGGAGGCACUACUGAGGUUACAGAAAUUGAACAUGUGUAAAUCUGGAUUUCACACAAUAAGUUGCAAGGAGGACAAGGAGGACAAGGAGAACGGGAGGUGGGACGACUCCAUGGAGACAGACACAUCCAGCUACUCAGAGAACUCUGUAAAAGAGAACGGGAACAGUAACCACGCCUGUACCACCCCUCCUCAAUCAGUGUGUGUGUGUGCCGGUCCACCUCGAGCCCCUCAACUUCGCUGCCAUCUGUGUAAGGACUGGUUCCAUGGUGGCUGUGUUCCCUUCCCCUCCGUGCUCUCCUCCUCUGGACCAACAGUGAAUCCCCUCUGCUGGUGGGACUGGGACUCGCGCUUCUUGUGUCCGCGAUGCCAGCGGUCACGGCGUCCACGCCUGGAGACUAUCCUGGCGUUACUUGUUGCCCUGCAGAGGCUGCCAGUGCGACUGCCUGAGGGAGAAGCACUGCAGUGUCUCACAGAAAGGGCUAUCACCUGGCAGGGCCGAGCCAAGGAGGCACUGGAGACACCAGAGCUGCAGCAGGCACUUGAGAGACUGCAAGAACUCAAAGAGACUCUCCAUUGUGAAACAGAGAAAGAGGAAGACAUGAAAAAGGGGACAGAAGGGAGCUCAGUGAUAGUUUUAUCAGACUCCGAGGGAGGGGAAGGAGACGAGGGAGUCAUUGAUCUGACAGAGGAGAAUUCACCUAAAAAGACCACCAUGGAAAGCAACACCACCGAGGCUGGCUGUGAAAAUGGCAUCAGUAAGAAGUCAAAUGUUACAGGUGUGGGGUUUCUGCUGCCCCUGCUGCCUUUGCUAAAAGGCCAGGUAGUGGAGCUUUCACCAGCCACCAGAGUCCAACUGGAGGAACUGCAGCUGGAAGGAGAUCUGCUGGAGGUGUCCUUGGACCAGACGCUCCUCAUCCACAGAGUCCUGCAGGCUGCCUCUGCUCCAUCCAGAGAAACAUUGCGCACACUCAUUCAGAUUGAGCUUGAAGAGCAGAGGCGAACCAGCCGCGGACGAGCCAAGGACUCACGGAGGAAGAGAAAGGGCCACAGAGGUGGCAGUGGGGACGGGGCUGGAGAAAGGUCACUGGAUGCGUCAGAGUCAAAGAAAACCUGUCCCCUCAGCCACAGCCCCUCCCAUCACCUAUCUGUCCAGACCCAUCCAGAGACUUUGUGAUACACUCAACGCUGGAGAUCCGUUUAAAUGGAUCAGUUGGAUGAAUUGAAGGGACGGAGUGUUCUGUGCCAGAAGACAGUGUCAAGUUAUAGAAAGAUGCAGGACAUCCCCCCCCCCCAUAUCCUACGUCCCUUCUCAUCCCUUAUUCAUGCAUUCAGACACUAACAGAGCGAUGACUCCGCUACACUCCACUGUCCCACCCGAAACUCAGCCAUAUCUCCCCCAUGAUGUUUAUUUUUUCAGACUCGUUGUCUUACUUAAACUUUAUUGUCCACCUACCCUGGAUCCAUUUUUUCUGUGAACAUAUUAAGACUGUGUUGGACCGAUGUUGGUCGUACCGGAAUAGGAGUGUCUUUGGUCUUGAGCUGUCUCCGAGGUCAGUCAGUAUGCUACGUUAUCCAAACCGUAUUAAAUGCUAGUUCAUCCGAAACGUGUCUAAGCCCCCUCAUUGAAGUUGGAUAAGCUAUGGGUUUAUUUAGACUGUUCUGUUUGGGCAUGAAUCCUGAAGCUGAGGUACAGCAGAAAGUUUUGACAGCUGAUUUAAGACAACAGCACCGUGGUUACACUUGUAUUUUUUUAGUUGUAUUGAAUCUUGUGUUUGAUGCUGUUUUGAGGGGACAUGCAUAUUGAAUAAUUGGGAGUACAUUUUGGGAAGUGUUAAAAACAGGCAUUCAUGUUUUUGGUGCUACUUUCCCAAAAUGGAUAUCUGUACCUCUUGGAUUUGUCUUUCUCCCCCAUUCCCUCCCCUCCAUACCUUUUUUGUUUUGUUUUGUUUUUGUUUAGUUUUUUUUUUUUUUUUUAAAGCGCCCAUCCUUUUGACUCCCAUGUUUUAUUAUUUUCAAUCUGACCUCUUUUUCCCCUCCCUCGUUCUCUUGAAAAUUAAGGUAACUUCACUGUAACUCACUUUGUCACAAUUAUUUUGUUUCCUGGGUUCAAAUUAUAUUAUUAUUGAUAUUUCAGACACACAGUUGUUGUGAGUUUGUGUAUAAACUUUUCAUUUUAAUGUUGCCUUUGUUUCUUUUCACUCUUGUUAGAAAAAUAAAGGUUUAGAAUUGUUUAGGA
This is a messenger RNA of Micropterus salmoides (largemouth bass), 6157 nucleotides long. It is a transcript of the gene kdm5c, whose product is annotated as lysine (K)-specific demethylase 5C. Lineage: Eukaryota; Metazoa; Chordata; Actinopteri; Centrarchiformes; Centrarchidae. The record is from RefSeq and is a predicted model, not a curated record. Gene Ontology annotation, molecular function: DNA binding; histone demethylase activity. Gene Ontology annotation, cellular component: nucleus. Gene Ontology annotation, biological process: chromatin remodeling.